Helicoverpa armigera (cotton bollworm) is the source of this 3579-nucleotide messenger RNA. Its product is annotated as zinc finger protein 436. The transcript is spliced from 12 exons. The record is from RefSeq and is a predicted model, not a curated record. Lineage: Eukaryota; Metazoa; Arthropoda; Insecta; Lepidoptera; Noctuidae. Bases 178 to 1821 code for a protein of 547 amino acids. Gene Ontology annotation, biological process: regulation of transcription by RNA polymerase II. Gene Ontology annotation, molecular function: DNA-binding transcription factor activity; RNA polymerase II cis-regulatory region sequence-specific DNA binding.
UACCUUUCAGUCACUUUCAAAACGUUUUCUGUGACGGAUGUGCAUCGGCGUUACGGAUUUUUUUAUUUUUUCGUGUUCAUUUUCGCACUUAUAAUUUGUUGUUAAUUAGUUUAUUCGUGAGUUUUUUCUGUAUCUCAAACUUGUGUAGUGUAAUAAAUGAAAUAACUGUAGAAGUGUAUGGAGAAGAUGGACAGUAAUAAUGAGCCAGUGCCAAACUUGGAGUUGGCUAUAAAAAGGAGUAUGUUAGCUAAGAAUAAGUUGGCUAUGAUAGUGAAGAAGCCGGAUGGAGCUGUGCAGUUCUCUUGUGUGGAGUGCUCAGCUUGGUAUUAUAGUAAAGAGGAGCUGGAGAAGCACCUUAUGAUCCAUAACAAGGAUUAUAGAUAUCUCUGUGGGAUAUGUGGCACUGGAUUGAAACGCAAAGAACACCUAGACAGACAUACAUUAGAACACCAGGAAGUGAGACCUCAUGUCUGUCCUGACUGUGGGAAGGCCUUCAAGAGGAAAGAGCAUCUGAACAUCCAUCGCACCAUACACAGUGGAGAUAAGAGCGAGUCUUGUCCUGUUUGUAAUAAAUCAUUCUACCGCAAAGAUCACUUGCGGAAACACUUGCAAACUCACACGAAGUUGUUCAUGGAGCGCAAUAUGGAUAUUCCUGAACAGGAGUAUGCGGACGGUGGGGGUGAUGAUAUCAAGCAAGAAAUCAUUGAUGAGUACACCACGCCUAGUACUGAAGAACAUGGCAUACAGAUUAUGGAGGAGGAAUCAGAAGAAAAGUUCAGCACAACGCCACAGUUCAAAGAGUCGUAUUCAGCCGAGAGGCCGUACAUGUGCCUCGUGUGUCAGAAGUCUUUCAAGAGGAAGGACCACCUCAAGAUACACAGCUGGACGCAUAUGAAGAAGGAUAAAGUCUGCUCCGAGUGCGGGAAAGGUUUCCACACGGACGAUCAGUUGCUGGUACAUAUGAACGUGCAUUUGCAGCCCUACAACAUGUAUAGCGGCGAUGAGGAGUACCUCACGGGAGAAUCAGUGUCCAACGACCCUUAUUCAUCAGACAACAGCUUACUAGUCGCCCGGUCAUCAGCGCGUCCGAUCGAGAGUAGACCGCACGAGUGCGACAUCUGUCACCGGCGGUUCAAACGCAAGCAGCAUCUGAAAGUGCAUCUCAACGUGCACACUAAACAUCAGUUUAGUGUGUGGUGUUCCGUUUGUGGUGAAGGUUUCCUCUCAAACGAGCAGUUCGAGAGUCACCAGUGUAGUGAACAGCAGAGCUCCAGUGACCAGUAUGACGACACUGCACCGCAGUCACCCACAGUUGACACGCCGCAAGAGGCUAAGAAGGAAAAUAAAUACCCAGAGGAAUAUAUGGACGUAGGCGACCUAGCCUCACUAGACUGCGUACAAUACGUACAAGUAGAAGAGAAGGAGUUACCGACGCCGCAGCGCGUGUUCGUCUGCAAGUACUGCUCCAAGCCAUUCAAGAGGAAAGACCACUACAAGAUACAUCUGCACAUACAUACCGGUGUUAAGUCUUUCUUCUGUACCGAUUGCGGGAAAGGUUUCUACCGUAAAGACCAUCUGCAGAAGCACAUGCUAGUACACAACAAAGUGAAGACUAAGAAAGAGAUCCCGGAUCUGUUCCCCAUCAACAAGCUACCUAAGAAGAAACAAGUCUUGCCUGAGAUCACUAUACAUGCGCCUUCAAACACAAAACUACGCGUCCCCCUACAAAUCAAAGUACCAUACCAGAUGGUGAUGUCUAUGGACAACGGCGAACAGAGAGCUGUCACCAUAGACCCUCAGGCUUCACCGCAAGCUUCUUAAUGUAAGUUCAAUCAUCUAUCUAGCCGUUUCCCAACUAUCUCGAAUACCAGUGUGCCACAUGGAGCGACUGUAAAUUCAUAAUAUAGUGAUUUUAUUUAUUGAUGGCAAAAAUUAACACUGUUGUAUGUAUGAAAUAUAUUUGAGAUGAGGUUCAAAGCUAUCCUUAAAGACACCAUGUAGCUUGUACUCCUCAAAUAAAUAUGUACUAAGUCAGUCUUAUCACACAAUAUUUUGCUUUAAUUUUAAAUGUUGUUUCAUCAUGAUAAUCAUCAUUCUUAAAGUUGAGUCAUGAUAAUAAAUUGUUUUCAUUUUUAUUUUCACUUAUAUGCCAUAUUGCCGGCUUCAUAAAGUUACCUUAAAUGUUAUGACGAAGAAUAGGCACGAGAAUUUAAUGGAGAUAUUUGUAAAUACAUACUUAUGAACUAUCUGCUCAAGCCCGAGCAUAAAGGUAGUUGAAAAGGAUUUUAUUCAAAACUAUUUUCCCCAUUUUAGUAUUAUUGAGAAUCUCUAUCUUUUAUUAUUUCUAAUUGUGUCUGCAUGCUUCAUAUAAAAUAAUCAUGAUUUAAUAAUUAACGUAUAAAAUAAUAUUAUGUAUUAAAACCUGCGUGUUUGUUAACCGACUUGCCAAAAAAGGAGGGGUUUUCAAAUGAAAUGUUUGAAUUUAUUUAAGAGAUAAAAUGUGGAAGAUUAUUUUAUAUGGAGUAAAUCAUAAUUGUACAUAGGUUUUAUAUAAUUAUGAAGAAAAAUGGAAAGUGGGUGACAAAAUGUAAAUUAAACAAUUUUGAGCAAGUUAAUAAGAUACUAAAAGCCUUACUACAAAAUCUUAAACAUCUGUUGAACACUUGCCUAACAAAACUUGGCUGCAAAACGGACCUUAUUUCAAAGCCAUAAUUUGUAAUUUUUUUUAGACCAGUGUUCAACAGACGUUUCAAAGUAUUUGUGGUAUGUGGUGGGACAACCUACUUGUAAUUAACUUAUCAUGAUGAAUUUUAAAAUAUGAAUGUCACCUACUUUCUUUAUAAAAGCACUGGGUCCAAAACUUAGAUUUAUCCUGAUCUCAGUCUUAUUUGCAUAUCUUUAUUAUUAUCUUACAAUUUAUCUUAGAAUUAACAUUGAAUGUUCUUUGGUAAAACUUUGUUCGAUUUAUAUAAAGUUUCUUAUGUGUACAAGAAGUGGGAAUAAAAUUGUUAGUGUGUAAGAGUGUCACAUAUCGUGCCAUGAUAACCAAAUAUCAUUUGCCUUGCCAGUUAUAAGAAUUAGAAUUGACUAUACCUACGUGCAUCCGAAGUUUCUGUCGGAUCCUAUAUUUGUGGGAGACUAGAGUAAGUCAAAAAGCAAGAAGUCAAGCUUAUUUAGUUCGAUUUUAUCAAAUGUGCUAAAAUAAGAGUAUUUUACUCCCUCCCUUCUUUACUUUUCUAUUUGUUUUUCUAAGGUAGGUACGACAAAACAUUUACGUCAACAUAAUAGUAACAUUACCAGUGGCAAUAUCAUAUUUUUACUCAGUGCCAAAGACCUCCUAAUAAGAUUUUCAUACAUUUAUUUAAAAGUCUGGGUCCAAAUAAUUUCCAUAAAAUUGAAAUCCUGUAUUGUUUUUAAACAUUGUAACUGGCAAUGCAAUGGAAUCUAGUUCGUAAGUUUAUCUUUAUGUAAAGUUCCUCUAUUUUGUCUUUUCACAGAAAAUAACGUUGUGAUUCUAAUCUUAAGUUUAUUAAAUGUGACAUAAAGUACAAAAAUAAAGUAUUUUGCACUCGAAUCUAA